AUGGGACACAAGGAGCAUGGAGGGACUUGGCACAUGGAAGCAGCUCAACUGGAUACGCAAAGGAAGAAGGGAGAAGCCAUCUUGAAGACCAGCUCGACCGUCCACUCGACCAACCGGUCGAGUUCCUCAACUCGACCGGCCAAGCUUCAACUCGAUCGAGCUGGGGAGUCAAAGUGUAUGCGAACUCGAUCGAGUCGGUCUACUGAAGACUUGGUCGAGCUAGACAUUACAACGGGUAGAAAGAGGGUUCAGAGGUCACAGAGGGUACAAGAGGAACCUGAGGUGCUUGUUGCUGAUACAAUGGAUGUACCAGAGGGGAAUGGAAACCCUUUGGGCAAUGGACUCGGUCGAGCUAGGCAAACUCGACCGAUUGGUCAAGGAGAUGCUCCAAACCGCCACCAACAGAGACAAGGGAUUGUUCCACCACCAGUGCAGAACCACAACUUUGAGAUCAAGCUGGGAAUGAUCAACCUUGUCAGAACAAGAUGUUCCAUGGAUUGCCAAGUGAAGACCCCAUUGACCACCUUGAUGAGUUUGAUAGGCUUUGUGAUUUGA
Messenger RNA from Microthlaspi erraticum, 555 nucleotides. The record is from the annotation of a GenBank genome assembly. NCBI's taxonomy places the organism in Eukaryota, Viridiplantae, Streptophyta, Magnoliopsida, Brassicales, Brassicaceae.